Molecule: messenger RNA, 1754 nt
Organism: Ambispora leptoticha
Lineage: Eukaryota; Fungi; Glomeromycota; Glomeromycetes; Archaeosporales; Ambisporaceae
Source: the annotation of a GenBank genome assembly
GUGCUGGUGGCGCUGUAGUCUGUCGCUGCUAUCGUAUUAUAAAUAUCGUCAUAUUAGCUCCUGGUAUCUCAUCAGACAUCCUACGUCGAUGGUUAAAGCAAGGAAAGAAUACAGCUAAAACGUCUCCUGGUACCCGUCUUUACAACAUAUCUUCUAUUUUUCCAGAGUUGACUUCACAAUAUGAUGAUAUAGUUAAUGCAAGCACAGUGGUGAUUGUGAUUGACGUUAAUGACGUUAAAGUGACAAACAAAGCAGGUAACACAGAAAUAUCUGAAUUUCUUGGCAACUGGAACGAAUUCACCACCGCCAUUUCGCAUUCUCGUUUAGCGAAUUCUGACCAAUCUGAAGGUGAUAGUCAUGAGGUUUAUUCCACUACAAUUUAUGGAACUCGUUGGUCCACAGAGCCAAUUCCAAGAUAUGAGUUGCCAGAAGAUGAAAUGCCACCGAAAUGUGCCUAUAAAUUUAUAAAAGACGAACUAGCGCUUGACGGUAAUCCGCUUCUGAAUCUUGCUUCAUUUGUCACCACGUAUAUGGAGGAGGAAGCAGAGAAGUUGAUGGCGGAAAAUCUCUCAAAAAAUUUUAUUGACUAUGAAGAAUAUCCGAUUUCUGUCGAAUUACAAAAUCGUUGCGUUAACAUUAUCUCACGUCUUUUUAACGCGCCAUUGGAUGACCCGAACGCCGAAGCAAUGGGUGUCUCGACCGUGGGAAGCUCUGAAGCGAUUAUUUUGGCCGUGUUAGCAAUGAAGAAGCGAUGGCAAUUAAAAAGACUCGCUGAAGGAAAAUCCACAGAGAAACCAAAUCUAAUUAUGGGUGCUAAUGUUCAAGUGUGUUGGGAGAAGGAGGAUAUGUUCAUUUUAAAACCCGAGAAGGCUGUUGAAUUGGUUGAUGAAAAUACUAUUGGUAUUUGCGCUAUAUUAGGGUCGACUUACACGGGCCAUUAUGAAGACGUGAAACUUUUGAAUGAUCUUCUCAUCGAGAAAAAUAAAGCCGACAAUUUUGAUGUUCCGAUUCAUGUCGAUGCAGCGUCUGGCGGAUUUGUUGCUCCCUUCGUGUAUCCAGAGUUGGAAUGGGACUUUAGACUACCUUUGGUUCGUUCAAUUAACGUAUCUGGGCAUAAAUAUGGCCUGUGCUAUGCUGGUGUCGGAUGGGCAAUCUGGAGAUCAGCCGAAUAUUUACCCAAAGAAUUGAUUUUCAAUAUCAAUUACUUGGGUUCUGAUCAAGCUUCGUUCACUUUGAAUUUCUCUAAAGGCGCAUCACAUGUGAUUGCUCAAUAUUACGUAUUAGUAAGACUUGGACGAAAAGGUUUUACAUCAAUUAUGACAAAUAUCACUAACACAGCUGAUCAUUUGGCUGAACUCUUGGAAAAGACCGGUAGAUUUGAGAUAUUAAGUGAACGUAAUGGUAAAGGUUUGCCACUGGUAGCUUUCCGAUUAAAAACCAAUGCUCAUUAUAACGAGUUUGAUAUUGCCAACCGUAUUCGAGAACGUGGAUGGAUCGUACCGGCAUAUACGAUGGCACCGCAUGCACAAAAUGUUAAAUUAUUAAGAGUAGUUGUACGUGAGGAUUUUUCACGUCAAAGAUGUGAAGUUUUCGUUAAAGAUUUAUUAAACGCCUUGUCUCUUUUGGACAAAUUGGAUGUCAAAAGUAUAAAAGAAAAACGUACCGCAGCGCAACGUUGGACGUUAUUGAAGAACGUUACUCUUGCAUUCAAAGGUCAUAAAGACACAUCCAUUAAACAGAAUACUAUAUGUUAA